AUGCUGAUUUUUACUUUAUUCAAUACAAUAUUGUCUGAUACAAAAGAAAAUGGCAUAUUUUCUAAGAAUUUUGAUAAGGGAAUUAUUGUUGUGGAUGCUAGUGGAUCUUCAAAUCAAGAAAUAAAUGGAUCAAUGCAAUUAACAAAGCCAGAAUACUCAACUUACCCAUGGAAUAAGAGGUAUGAUUGGUGUUCAAACUGUGGAACAACAUAUGAUGACCAUCCAUGGAUUACUUACUCAAUUAAAAAUAAGAGGAUCAAAAUCAAUUCUUAUUUCGUCAGAGUUGGUUGCUGCUAUAACUCCUUGUGCUGCUGUGAAGACUACAAAUACAAAUACUGUGUUCAUUGCUGCUUAUAUUCAUGGUCGUUGCAGGUUUCAAAUGACAAUAAAACAUGGACAGAAGUUCAUCGUAUGAAAGACGAGAAGAUGCGUCGUUGCAAAGAGAACACAUACAAUCUUGACAAGACAUACGAAGCUAAGUACGUUCGUCUUAUCCAGAACGAAGCAUGUCCCGGUGAUCCACCAUGCAUUGCUCUCAACAAAUUCGAACUCUUUGGUGAUAUUAUUUCCGAAGACUCCAAUGUCCAUGACGACGAUUUUGUUUCAUACCACGACGACGAUGACGACGACGUCAGUAUCAUUGGUCACAUUUCUAAGAACGGCAAUGUUAAAUUCAACUAA
Molecule: messenger RNA, 681 nt
Organism: Trichomonas vaginalis G3
Lineage: Eukaryota; Parabasalia; Trichomonadida; Trichomonadidae
Exons: 1
Coding region: 1-681 (226 amino acids)
Source: RefSeq, a predicted model, not a curated record